UGGGCUGACCGAUCGGCUGUUCUCAUUUCCUAAGCCAAGUCUUGGAGAAGAGGUUAUGUUUGUUAGAUGUUAAGCGUUGUUAUUAUGGUUCGUGUAUAGUGGUAGGUUACAAUGUUUCUUGGUGCAUGAACUGGAAGUGAAUGUUCAUUUUGAUUUAGAUUUGAACAUUACUAAAAUAUUGUGGGGCAAACAAAUCUCAAGUCUUAACUUUUAAUUUUUUUUUAACAAAAUGAAAAAAGCUUCGUAAUAUUGUUUGAGAUAUGCCCAUUGGUGUAUAUUCAGCAAAAUGACAAGAUUAAUUGUUCAAUUGUUGCCUUACUCAAAAAUACUUGGUUAUAAUUUGACGUACAACAAAUGUAUUUACUGGAUAAAGAAUGGGUUAGUUGGUUCUAAUUCAUUAUUAAGUUUAAAUGUACAAUAUUGUAGACAAUUUUCUUUAAACAGUGGAUUGCCUAAAGAUAUAUCUAAAAACAUUCAUUUGUCUUCAACACAAGGUUGUGAAACUGAUAGAGAUAUUCCAGAAGAGGAAGUUUUCUCCUUGACAAGGACAGUAGAGAUAGAGGACCAUUCUGAAUUGUUUCGCAACACUCUGUAUCCUACUUCGAAUGAUUUCAUAAUUAAUCAGUUAAAGGAGUGUCACACUGUUCAAGAGUUAAUGGAUAUUUUAAUUAAUAACUCUUCAUCACUUACUAGCGAACAUUAUUGUCAGAGCAUCUUGAUACUAUGGGAUAUAACUCGACCUGUCAAACUUGAAGAUGAAAGAAGAACCAAAGAUGUCAUGUCUGAUAUAAACACAAUCCUCCCAAGAGUUUUAUAUUGUAUAUCUUCAAAAAUGGAUGGAUUAACUCCUGAAGCACUUGUGUGUUCAGUGUUAUAUUCCAAUAGAAUGGGGAUCAGCUUAAGACAUCCAUAUAUUGAUGCUUUGUUAUCAAAAAUCAGCAAUCUUCUCAUGAAUGAAGAUGUAGCUGAAUUUCCUCUUUCUGCUCUAUCAAGAUUAACAAUUGCACUUGUGGACAAUGAUGAAUUGUGGUCUAAAUUAUUUCUAAUCAAAACGUUGCCCUUCAUUUAUAAAAACUUUGAUAGGUGUACCAACAGUGAAGAUUUCAGAGCCCUCACCAUCAGCAUGCUUUCAACAACUCCUUACUUGACAGAAAACUUGCUGGUUGAAUAUGGAGUAUUAACAGAGGAAUUGUUGAGGAAUGGAAAUUUAAAUAGUAGUCAUACAUCGAUCCUUGUGAAAGCUAUUUUGCUGCUAAAUAAUAUAUAUUACAAGCCAGAUGCACGUUUCAUGAUUUAUAAACUGCUUCAUAUGAUAAGUGGUAACCUGGAUAAGCUAUUUUUUCCUCAUUUUAUGGAUUUGCAUAAGGUUGUCUGGAAAAAUCUGGAACCAAGUUACAUGAUAAUGGAAUUGGAAAACAUCAAGAAGAAACAAUCACUAAAGUUGCAAUUAAUGAAUGAUGGGCAUUUCUCACCUAUUUAUUUCUACUUGGUCACACUUCCAAUGAAUGCACAGAGUUCAUUGAUUUUACAGCGUGCCAUUAGUGAAGCAGAGAACUUGGAAAGUCUAUUGUGUAUUCUGUCUAACCUGACCACCACCCAGAUGGAAACUUGUAAUAUGCUCUGGACUAAGGCAGCUGACUUGCUGAUUUCUAAGCAGCCAGUGGACAUCAAAAUGUUACAACGAGUCUGUUUAAGGUAUAUGAACUUCACGGCUCGAAUGGGCUCAUACCAUCACAAACAAUUUGAGUCUCGUAUGUUGUCUACGAUUACGACCGAACUGGUGGAGGGGACAGCAGGACUAAGACCUCAUGUAUUCGCUAUGCUUGCAGCAUUUGUGCUGUCAUCGCAUCAUCAUGGCCAUGGUCUCUCAGAUGAUAUCAUGCCCCGGCUGCUCUCCAUGAUGAACCAGUUUGACAUUGAGUGCUGUCUUGUGUUGUCUCGUGGGCUCAGACAUGGUAUGCUCCAUCACAAACUUCAGAGCUAUUUGCAGCUUGAUUCAGCUCUUAACCAGAGAACCAGGGAACUGAUGAAGAACAUGGAUAUAUCCUCAGUUACAGCAUUUAAUAUGAUUUUAAGAUCCUGCAUAAACCGAAAAGCUUCAUUAGAGAGUGAAUUGCUGUGUGAUAUUUUAAAGAGGUUAGACCAGCUGGAUUGGAGCCAAUUGACAUCCAGAUCGCUGAGAAACCUCAUAUACAACUUACAUGUGACCAACACUCUGGUGUCCCAGGCCAUGGACCAGAUGGUGGAGUAUUGCCUACAGGGCCGUCACUACGUCACUGGUGACACAGUGGCUAAGCUGGCCUUCCUCUGCUACUUUCUUGGUUACACGCCAGCUCAUACCAACAGUUUUCUGGCCGUUACUGCUGAUCUCAUCAGCAGAGACCGGGAAGUUCUCAAUGGUCUAACUCUGCUGCAAGUGGGUCUGGCCCUCAGCUACUUCAAUUACCUGCCACCCUCGUUCACCUGCUUCAUCUUCUCUGUCACUAUAGACCGGGAAGUUCUCAAUGGUCUAACUCUGCUGCAAGUGGGUCUGGCCCUCAGCUACUUCAAUUACCUGCCACCCUCGAUCACCCGCUUCAUCUUCUCUGUCACUUUUCUGGAACGGCUGGAUGAUGAGAUCAAAAACUGUUUUGCAAAGGACAAAUAUCCACAGAGAGUGAGGCAGGCUCUGAUGCAGCUGAACCGUUCUGUGUGCCUGGACCAUCCUGAGGCAGAUGUGCCAUGGUUCCACUCCAAGUUUUGUGAACAACAACAAGCUUUAGGACAAUCUGAAGGGAGGCCCAAGUCCCUAUUAUUUACAGAUGUGUUCAGCACCCUGACUUCAUUAGUAGGAAGCCACAACAUUCUUGAACCAACAGCAGUGACCCCUUACGGGUACACCGUAGACGUACAGCUCAAUCUGGAUGCAGCUUUGAAUCCAGUACCUUUUAAAGACUCUGAGAAUGUCGUUAACAAGGUAGCAUUUCUGCUAUACAAUGCAGACAGCUACACAAACUGUGAGCACAGACUAAAGGGCUAUCAUCAGAUGAAACAACGACACCUGGAAAUCUUGGGCUACAGGGUCAUUGGUCUAUCAGAUUCAUUAUGGAAUUCCAUGUUUAUGACUGAGCCAAAGGCUAAACAAGAAUACCUUCAGAAACUGAUCUGGCCUUCAUGACAAGAUAAUGGAUGGAGAGAUCUGUCGUAAGAGUAUCUGCCACUUUUUUUGAAGAAAUAUCCCGGAUUCACAACUGGAGUAGUGUAGUCUAAUAGCAAUCUGUAUAUAUAUUUAUAUUCAGUAUUUAUUUUUUUAUUCUUGAAACAUAAAGUAUUAUGUUUAAAUCAAAGUGUACAUAAAUCUCUCCAACCACCACCAAUAACAAAUGUUAAUGUCGGAUGUUAAACCUUAUAGAUUUAACUAUCGUAAUAGAAGGGGGUUUUAUAAUUCCUUCCAUGUACAUAUUAUUCAAUCAUAGAACAUUCAUUUUCAUUCAAAUGUACUGUGAGUAAAAAGAUCAAAAGCAAU
Messenger RNA from Homalodisca vitripennis (glassy-winged sharpshooter), 3505 nucleotides. Its product is annotated as FAST kinase domain-containing protein 1, mitochondrial. The record is from RefSeq and is a predicted model, not a curated record. Gene Ontology annotation, cellular component: ribonucleoprotein granule; mitochondrial matrix. Lineage: Eukaryota; Metazoa; Arthropoda; Insecta; Hemiptera; Cicadellidae. The coding region runs from base 287 to 3157 and encodes 956 amino acids. Gene Ontology annotation, molecular function: RNA binding. The transcript is spliced from 14 exons. Gene Ontology annotation, biological process: mitochondrial RNA processing; regulation of mitochondrial mRNA stability.